ACCUCUAUGAAUGUGUCGGUAAGCUUGUUGUCACAUGACACCACGUGAAUAUUCGAUAAUUUUGCAGUUGCUAAUUUUUUACUGUCUUUGAUAGACGUCUCCUGUACACGUAAAAAUGGCUUCGACGAUAUCGGCAAGACAGGCUAACAGAGAACAUGUUUUGGCCGUAUCCAGAGACUUCAUAUCCCAACCAAGACUCACUUACAAAACUGUAUCUGGUGUCAACGGUCCACUAGUAAUCCUCGAAGAUGUCAAAUUUCCUAAGUUCAACGAAAUUGUCCAACUCAGAUUAUCUGACGGAAGUUUAAGAUCAGGUCAAGUACUUGAAGUCAGCGGUUCCAAGGCUGUAGUACAAGUAUUCGAAGGUACAUCAGGUAUCGAUGCCAAACACACUGUCUGUGAGUUCACAGGAGAUAUUCUCAGAACUCCAGUCUCUGAGGAUAUGUUGGGAAGAGUAUUCAACGGCUCUGGAAAACCUAUUGACAAAGGUCCCCCAAUUCUGGCUGAAGACUACCUAGAUAUUCAAGGACAACCCAUCAACCCAUGGUCCCGUAUCUACCCAGAGGAAAUGAUCCAAACUGGUAUCACUGCCAUCGAUGUGAUGAACUCGAUUGCCCGUGGUCAGAAGAUUCCCAUUUUCUCAGCUGCUGGUCUGCCACAUAACGAUAUUGCUGCCCAAAUUUGUAGGCAAGCCGGUCUUGUCAAAAUCCCAGGCAAAUCAGUUUUGGAUGACCACGAAGACAACUUUGCCAUCGUGUUCGCUGCUAUGGGUGUUAACAUGGAGACUGCUAGAUUCUUCAAACAAGAUUUCGAAGAAAAUGGUUCUAUGGAAAACGUAUGUUUGUUCUUGAACUUGGCUAACGAUCCAACCAUCGAAAGAAUCAUCACCCCACGUCUUGCUCUAACAGCCGCUGAAUUCUUGGCUUACCAGUGCGAAAAACACGUGUUAGUCAUUUUAACUGACAUGUCUUCAUACGCUGAAGCUUUGCGUGAGGUAUCUGCCGCCAGAGAGGAAGUACCCGGUCGUCGUGGUUUCCCCGGUUACAUGUACACCGAUUUGGCCACCAUCUACGAACGUGCCGGUCGUGUCGAAGGCCGUAACGGUUCCAUCACUCAAAUCCCCAUCUUGACUAUGCCUAACGACGAUAUUACUCACCCUAUUCCCGAUUUGACAGGUUAUAUUACCGAAGGACAGAUCUACGUCGACCGUCAAUUGCACAACAGGCAGAUCUACCCACCAAUUAACGUACUGCCAUCUCUCUCACGUUUGAUGAAGUCUGCUAUCGGCGAAGGUAUGACCAGGAAGGACCACUCUGACGUUUCUAACCAAUUGUAUGCUUGUUAUGCUAUCGGUAAGGACGUCCAGGCCAUGAAAGCCGUAGUAGGUGAAGAAGCUCUAACACCCGACGAUCUUCUCUACCUCGAGUUCCUAACGAAAUUCGAAAAGAACUUCAUCACCCAAGGAAACUACGAAAACCGCACCGUCUUCGAGUCUUUGGACAUCGGCUGGCAACUACUCCGUAUCUUCCCUAAGGAAAUGUUGAAACGUAUCCCUGCAAGCACAUUGGCGGAAUUCUAUCCAAGAGACUCUCGUCACUAGUUGGUUUAUGUAUAAAAUUUAUAUAUAUUUAGGAAGUUUGUUAGGUUUGUUACAAAUAUGUCCACUUAUUGUAUCGAUUAUUUUCAAUUGAGAGAUAUUUUACCAAAACAAUUUGAGCCGAUGAGAUUCUACGGUGUAAUUUUUGUAAAUACUUAAAGAGCGUGUUUCAAAAAUGCGCUUAAUAUAAUAUAUUAUCAAUACAGAGCAACCUUUUUUUCUUUAUUAUUUUUUCUUGUUGAACAAUAUAUAAAGUUCUUGAACUCCCUAAGUGGAACAUAGAGCUUCAGUGAAAAUGCACCAUCACCUCAUUCCAAGACUUUCCUUGACUUCUUACCAAUUGUUGGACAAUUAUAACUCAGAUUAAUUUUACUAGGUGACAGUUCCAUAAGUAAAAAUAUGCAAUGGCUAUAUAUUGCGUACUAAACUUAAGAAGAAAAAUUGUGUCGCUCUGGAAGAAAGAUUACUUGCAUAAGAAUGAAAAUCAGUGUCAUAUUUUGCGUUUAUGACAUCCCUAGACGAUACUAUUUUUUCGUUACUAUAUUUUUUUUAAAGAGAUCAAGAGCAACAAUUUGGAGACUGAUAUUCUUAUGCGAGUUGUUUUCCUACUUUGUCCUAUUUUGAAGAGUCUACAAUUAUUUACUUACCAUUUGAUUAAAUUAGAUGAACAUAAGACAAUACUAUAUUUUUAUCAUGUAAGUUGAUAUUCCCUAUGUAAAUUAUUGGCACAAUGUAACCUCCAACUUGAUUUAUACAUUUAUUUUACUUUUGUUUGUCUAUUUUUUCUGUAAUAGAGUGGAAGAAUUAACAUUCCAUUAAAUGUCAUUGCCCAAUGUAUAAAGCAAUAUACCUCUUACCAUUCGAUGCUUUUUCAGUAUUUUAAUUCUAGAUGGUGAACGGAGAUUUUUCUUGAUGUAGGUUUUGACAUUUUCGAUGUUACUGUAAAAAUCUAAUUUUAUGUUAAAUAGAUUAGUGUACAAAAAUGUGAAUAAACACUAUACAUAUGUUA
Molecule: messenger RNA, 2606 nt
Organism: Diabrotica virgifera virgifera (western corn rootworm)
Lineage: Eukaryota; Metazoa; Arthropoda; Insecta; Coleoptera; Chrysomelidae
Gene: Vha55
Product: V-type proton ATPase subunit B
Exons: 6
Coding region: 116-1600 (494 amino acids)
Biological process (GO): ATP metabolic process; proton transmembrane transport
Cellular component (GO): proton-transporting V-type ATPase, V1 domain
Molecular function (GO): proton-transporting ATPase activity, rotational mechanism; ATP binding
Source: RefSeq, a predicted model, not a curated record